Molecule: messenger RNA, 3936 nt
Organism: Dichomitus squalens LYAD-421 SS1
Lineage: Eukaryota; Fungi; Basidiomycota; Agaricomycetes; Polyporales; Polyporaceae
Product: timeless-domain-containing protein
Exons: 10
Coding region: 1-3585 (1194 amino acids)
Biological process (GO): DNA repair; DNA replication checkpoint signaling; replication fork arrest
Cellular component (GO): replication fork protection complex
Molecular function (GO): DNA binding
Source: RefSeq, a predicted model, not a curated record
AUGAACGACCCCAUAGAACUCUCCGACGACGACUCUGGCGACGAGCCCUAUGUCGACCGCCGCGCCAUCCUCGAGCCCCCCAUCCGCAGCGUCGUCGAGGCCCUUGGCGGGUAUGAAGCCGGCCAAUACCGCCUCGGCGACGAGUGCUACGGCUGUCUCAAAGACCUCAAGAAGUACUGGCGUAAAGACGACACUGACGACGACCGCACCGUCGCCCGCAUCUUCUGGGCCACCCGUGUCCUCCCCAACGACCUCAUCCCCAUCCUGCUCGAGACCGCCGGCAAGGGCCACGUCGAAGACAAACGCGCCAUCGCAUGCGCAGACCUCAUCACUGCGAUGACUUGGCCAAUCGACCUCGCCGAGGAGCUCAAGGAGCUCGACGAGACGUACGACAAGGGUGCGGACUACACCCAACUCCUCCUCAGCCACCUCCACUACAAAGCAGCGCUGCUGCGCCCCGGCGUGCUGCAGGCACUCUUCGCCAUCACGCUCCCGUGCCUCGCCCGCGACGCGAAGGAGCGCACAGAGCGGGACGUGCAGAUCGUCAACGUCGUCCUCUACCUCGUCCGCAACCUCGCCUUCAUCAAGGACCUCCCCGCGAACACGCACGCGAGCGCGGACCACGCCGAGCUCGCCGCCCUUCAGUCCCGCCUCGUCAAGGGCCUCGCUGACGCGCACUUCACCGACCUCCUCUUGACGAUCGCCGCGAACGCGGCCGAGGACCCGCUCUUCAACCAGUGGAACACCCUCGUGCUCGAGAUCCUCUACCUCCUCUUCCGCGGCGUCAAGCCCGCGGACCUUGCGGGCGACCAGGCAAAGCAAUCGUCGAGGACGCUCGCGGGCCUCCUCGCCGCCGAAGACCAGCGCCGCCGCGAGUUCGCCCGCAAAGCCAACACGCGCCACUCCCGCUUUGGCACCACCAUCUCCGUCACCGUCAACCCCAAGAAGACCGCCUCCGCGCCGCCCGACGCCGGCGCGGACACGCAGGCGGGCCCGUCGUCGCGGUCGUACGUCCUGCACCGCCAGGCCUCGCUGACGACAGACUCGGGGGCCGCGCUCGACAUGGCGCGCGCGAAGAAGCACAAGGCCCCGAAGGGGAAGAAGGUCGACGAGCUGGGCAGGGACGACAACCUCUCGCUCGACGCGCGCAUGGUCCUGCGGAACUUCGCGUGCUCGUUCGUCGAGAGCUGCUUUAACACCCUCCUCUCCUCGCUCCUCAAAGAUAUCAAGGCCGAGCGCGCGAAGGUGACGGAGAAGGACAACCUCCGCCUGCUCUUCGCCACGAAGUGGUUCCUCGAGUUUUUCCUCUGCACGCGCGCGUGCCAGCCCGAGGGCGCGCGCUGGAAGUUCGGGCUCGUUGCGGAGGUCACGGAGCGCGGCUGGAUCGUCUGGGUCCUCCGCCGGAUGCGCGAGGCGCAGGAGGAGAAGCCGAAGCUCUGGACGGAGCUCCAGGCCGGGGUCGAGUGCCUCACGCAGUUUGUCCUCGCGCUCGACACGAUGGCGUCCGAGCCGCCCCCUCCCCCCAAGCACAACCCGUCCGACGCGGAGGCCGCGGAGGCGGAGGAUGAGGCGGACGUGGCGGACGCUGCGCGGCUGCUCCAGCAGCAGAUCCUGUACAACGGGGAGGUGCUCGACAUCGCGCUCGAGAGCGUGCGGACGUACAAGGAGGGCACGCAGAGCCUCGCGUACCUCGACGCCGCGGUGGGCCUUGCGUACGCGCUUCUGCGCAUGCUCGAGCGGUGGAGCAGGCGCAAGGGGACGGGCGAGGUGUAUGUGAGGAAGCGGGCACGGCCGAAGAAGCGGAGGGGCGGGCAGGGCGGUGUCCCUGAGGGCGAGGGCGUGCCUGACGUGGAGGACGAGCCGGAGGAGGAGAAGGGGGAGGAGGAGGAGAUCAACGAGACGAUGUUCACGUUCGACCAGUUCGAGCAGCGGUUCGCGCACCCCGAGAUCACGCGCACGCUCCUCGCGUACCUCGCGCGGUACAAGGACUUCACGCAGCCCGAGCAGAUGAAGCGCGUCGUGAACCUCAUGCACCGCCAGGCCGUGCGGCAGAAGGCAGAGGGGCUCUACUUCAUGGUCUCGACUUUGCACCUCUUCAAGCAGAUCAUGGCCGAGGAGCGCAGCCUCCCGCGCGAGCAGCCGUACAAGGACCUCGUCGCGCUCAUCAACUUCAUCCUGCGCAGAUUCUUCAAGGCGGCCGAGGAGGACUCGUUCCUGCUCGUGGAGGCGUUCUUCCCGAAGAACCGCGGGCACUGGAAGCAGUUCUCGAGCAAGGAGCUCGACGUGAUCGGCCCGCGGCCGGAGGGCGUGCCGUUCGACACCCGCUUCCCGCAGGACUUGUACGUCAAGAAGGGGUACUCCCCGAGCGAGCAGAUGGGCAUCGCGAUGGCCGCGCUCACGGAGAACGGCCAGAUGGUGCUCAUCGAGUGGACGAAGCAGAUCCUGACGCUGUGCAUCGCGCACCGGCAGCGCAUCAUCGACAGCGUGGACGGGUCGUCGUCGAAGACGAUCGACCUGAGCAAUAUGGACAGCGAGGACGAGGACGCGAUGGACGCGGUGCUGGGUCUCCGCGGGCCGUCGGCCGAGGCUCUUGCUAAGAUCAACGAUUACCUGAUUCCGUACGUCAGCGAUGAAGAGGCGGACGCGGCCAACAAGAAUCCCCAUCUGAAGCUGCUCUUCCGUCUCUGCAACUUCAAAAUCAUGGACGAAGAUGCCGAUGAGCUCGAGUGGUACAUCCCCUCCGUCAUCCUCCCCAAGGAGUUGCAGCGCUGCCUGAACACCAUCAACCAGUACCUCGAGACGCCAAUUGACCUCCAAGGCAAGAAGCCCGCCGAACUCCUCAAGAAAAAGCGCCGUCGCCGCACCCGGCGCAAGCAGCCCGAGUCCGACGCAGAGGACGACGAGGACGGGAUCGCGGAGCUGCGAAACAACAAGCGCAAGGAGAAGCGCAAGAAGGAGAAGCAGCAGUACAAGUCCGCCGAGUUCAUCGUCGACAGCGACGUGGAGAUGGGCGACAUGGACGCGUUCCUGGAGAAGGAGCGGGCGCUGAGGCAGAAGACGGCCGCGCUCGCGGCGUCCACGGGGCAUGUGGCGACGAUGCGCUCGCAUGGGACGCGGAAGCGGAGGAGGAAGGACAAGCGGGACAAGGACAAGCGGAAACGGAGGAAACACGGAGCGGAGGACGGCGCGGGCGACGGCGAAGAGGGCGCUUCCGGGGAGGACGAGGCGGCGGAGAAGGAACAGGACAAGAGUGACGCGGAGGAAAGCGAGCUGGAUGUGUUCGGUAGCCCGAAGAGGGCGACGUCGGAGCCUACCCCGGAUACGUCGCCACCGGCGGACGACGAGGCCGCGUCCAAAUCCAAGCCUAAGCCCGGUCCUCGACCUCGGGCUAGGGUGUCGAGGUCUUCUCCUGCUGCGGGCGCUUCGUCUCCUGGGAUUCCUCGUUCAAUUGGGAGUCCGGUCUCUGGCUUGCGAAACGCUUCACAAGCACCUUCUGAUGACGAACUGCCUUCUUUCGAGGCUCUACGUGGCGUCGCGAAGAAAAGGACAGCCCGCCUUGUCUUGUCCGACGAAGAGGAUGAGUAGGACCUAUGUAGUAUGUAUUAUCGAUGUCUCACAAUGUCGAACGCGCAUUCAGACUAUCGGCGCCGUGCACAUUGGACUCAGAGUAGGAUCGCCACUUGUUCAGAGGGCUCAUUGGUUCUUGCUCCAUGCCUUGGACUGCAAUCGGCGCUGGCCCCAUUCCUGCUGUGCCUACGAGCUUCAUGCAGGGCAGCGCAGCCAAGCGCUGUGUCAAGUUCUUCACACGGACUGCCCCGCUAUCCUUCGGGCAGGAUUCAGAUAUCAGUGCUCAACGCUCAGCGCCGAUGACUUUGACAUUAAUACUGCAUUGACAGGGGGCGGUGCUGUAUGGCUUAUCAUAAUCGGUUCAAUUCA